AUGCAGGCGGUGCUGAGCCGCGUGCACCGCAUCGUCGUCGCCUCCGAUGAGCCCACGGUUGAUUUAGAGCUCACGAAUGAUUCCAUAGACGUUUCUAGCUCGGUAGCGAUACCCCAAUCACCUUUAACUCUGCCUCAAAAGCCUCACAUGUCAUUAAUUGUUGCCAUUUCUGACAAAAUCAAAGCGGAAAUCGCACUGGCCGUUGACCGCUUGCAAUUUGCAACACUUUUAGGCGAGCGAAAGAAAGCGGUAAAUGCUCUUCAAUUGUUGGUGCAGAAAUUGGACACAUUACAGGGCAAGAAGAGCAGUGAUCAAGUUACAGUUGAAGAGCAAGAACUCAGUAACGCCGCUGUGCCUGCUGUUCUAGCGGCUUUAGUGUCUGAUCCAAGAGAUACGGAGUUGAUGGAAGCAAUGCUCGAGUUUCUUCAUAUAAUUGUGACUCGGGUGCCCGUAGCGGCUCUUUUGCUGCUUGAGAAGCCCUCUGAGAACUCUGUUGCUACUUGGGGCAUGCAGACGUGUCUUACAUUGUUGCAGGACCCAUCUUCAUGGAUCAGAGGCCCUGCUGUUGCUCUUGUAAGGGCGUUGCAAGAUGCACAGCCGAGUGCAUUCGACGAAUCGGUGCUGGAAUGCAAGGAAGGACUCAGGAGACUAUUGGAAGUUGUAGGGGACCGACGAGAACAUAUUCGAGAUGCAGCAUUGUCGGUUCUUGGACAGUUAACAGGCCGAGAUAAAAAUGCACAACAGUUUCUGGCCUUUGAAGAAGGUUUUGACAGACUGUUUCAGAUUAUGGAAGCGGAAGGAUUGAUGGAAACUGGAGCGAGUUCAGCAAGUGGCGUAUUUGCAGACUGCUUGCAGAUUAUCAACAAUAUGGUGCGAGACAAUCUCAUGACGCAGACACUUUUCCUUGAGAUGCCGUACCUGGAGUCACAUGUGCCGAGGAUAUUAAGAUUAGCGGAAGCUGAUGGAGGGGACGAAGAGGAAGAUACGGUGGCACUAGAGAGACGAAAGCGUGUGCUGAAUCUUGGACUACAGCUUGUGCGUUUUCUUGUGACGGGGCUUUAUGAUGGUGCAAAAGAAUCGUCGUUAGAUGAAAUGGCCCAGCGGGAUCGUACUCGAAAAAGUCAAGAGCUUGCGAGAAUACAAAGUCUUGUAGCCCGACAAGAAGCGCUUAUGGGCGCUGUGGGUGAGCUGGUUUGCUGUCGUAGUGAUGCACUCGCAGAUUUGCGACUCCAGGCACUUGAUCUCCUACGACUAGUGAGUGAGCACAAUGGUGGUGUUCAGAUGAUCUUGGUAAACCUCUAUGCGUCACCUUCGGGGCGUAACGUUCUCGCGGAGCUUGUGCAUCUUGACGUAAGCAUUGAGAAUGCUGAGUCUCCUGUAGCUGCCGCGGCAUCGGAUUUUUUGGAUGUGCUUUUCCACGAAAAUGAGGGCGCAUGUAUGUCUGUGCUUCAGCAUAUCCAGACACCUCCACCACCACCGCCAACUUCCUUUGGAGGAGAUAGGGGCAGUGGCUACAAAUCUUCUUCAGCCUCUUCUUCAGCCGGCCGAGUUUUACUUGAUGCGUUCAUCGUCAACACUGACUUUAUCAUACAAUACAGCGAGAUUAACGACGCUGAGACGCUGAACUCGAAGCUAAUAAUGGCUUGGAAAGCCAGUCACCGCUUGAAAAAGUUGCUGGUGGAUAGCUCGUAUUGCAAAGAACUUGCUCUCCGCGUGCCGGCAGAGUAUGACGAAUCACAGGCUCGUCCAGUUGCUGGCGGGCUUUUUCUUUCGCGGUGUAUUCGGAUGUUGCGAACUACAGUGGGUAAAGAAUUGAGUACCGCUGUUCAGUCUAUUGUUUUCCAGGCCAAAUUGUCGGUAUUAUUGCUCCUAAUCAGCUGGUGUCACGACUGUCCUAAGGCUGUUCGUGAAAUUACGGGUUCCGUGGCAAACCUGUCAGUGCUCGUGGACAUUCUUUCAGCCAAGCAAACUUCGACAGUGUCCCGAAGGGUAAUUGAGACGACGCAGUUGCGAGGCCUUAUUGCACUGCUGCUGGGGUGUUGCUUAGAAUUUUUAUGUGAAGAUGAGGAAGAGCAAGCCCUGAAAAUUGCAACAUCCGCAGUGUCAGCUGCCGCGCCUAAAGUAAAACCUGGAUUGGAAAUGACUCGGGACCAACUUCUUCAGAUGAUCAGCACACGCGUGGGCCUUGAGCGGUUUACGGAUGCCUUGGUUCAGUUUCAGCAAACUCCUGCAAUGUUAGCAUGUGCACGAGCUAGUAUGACACAAAGUUCGCGAGUCUUACUGGCCUAUCGUGCUGCAUACGAUAUUACCGACACUGACACUGCAAAUGAUGACGACGAGGCUCAUUACUUGUUUAUGCUUUACGAGCGAGCCUUCACGAUAUUUUACCGCCAAAUGGCUGAGCAGAUCCAGAAGCGUGUCAUCGCAAUUUAUAGUGGAGUUGAUGACGUAUCUACUGGGGUGGACUCUGACGCGCCGAACGGUAUGGGUCCCUAUCAGGACCUCAUCCGUAUGCAGGACAAACAGAUUUGCGAUCUGCAACGUCAAGUAGAAGUAUUGAAGCAGUGCACAAUGGAUCAAGAAAGUCAUGACAAAGAAACUCCUGCCACAAGCCCGCACGCAGACAAAGCAUUGGCAGAGCAGCUGAUUGCUCAACGCGAGCUAUUUGAGCGUGAAAAAGCAGAUAUGGAGAGCAAAAUCAAAUGUAUGACGAAGUCGGCACUCGAGACGGAGACUCGUCUGAAUGGACUCACAAUGGAUUAUGAGCAGCUUGAAGCAGAACACAAACAAAGGGAAGAGGAACUCGCAGUCUUUCGUUUAAGACCGGAGGUGCAAUCUUCUUCAGUGCAAUUGAAUAGUUUAAAAGCACAGCUUGCCACAUCACAGGCUGAUCUGGACGCGCAACGGGAGGUCAGCCGACGAUUGCAUAGUGAGAUUGCUGGCUUUAAAGAUGCAGCAGCUACUCAUGUUCUUCGUGAGAGAAGCGAAGGUGAGCUCGCAUGUGCACGACUUACAAAACAGCUUGAAGAGUAUCGUGUGGAAAGCGAACGUAAGGACGAAGAGCUAGCUGAAUGUAAGCAGAUGCUUGAGAUGCUUACUGAAGGUCUGGCACUAACCAAGAAUGACAAUGAACGGUUGAAGGCACAGCUAGCAGAGGCACUAUCCGAAUCUGGCCAAAUUGAUGAAGCCGAAUAUCAAGGUGUCGUGGAUGCGAAGGCACGUUUGGAGGACCGCGUUGAGGAGCUGGAAGCUGCGGCACGCGCCGCCUACGAGAAAGAUCAAGAGUUGCUGCGGCAACGAAUUCAAGAAGUGGAGCAAGCACGACGUGCAAGUCCUCUUGCUUUACUAAAGGAUGCGCCACUAACCAACGAGGUGCUUAGCACUGAGGCACCUAGCGACAAAAAACCCUGGGGGGUAAAUACUGUGGAUCGUCGUCUAAAUGAGCACGGAUCUACCGAACAUGGUGAACUAAAGGAAUUGCGUGCCUUUGUCGUUGAAAUGGAGGUAGUAGCGAAAGAGCACGAAGCACAAGCGAAGCAAGCUUCGUUCCUACAGGAUCUGGUGGCAGGGUACGAAAUUCAGUCACGGCGUGACAAGGAAAAGUACGAUGCAACUUUUCGUGAAGUGAAGGACGAGCUAGCGAGUGUUUUCCUCGAGAAGAAGGAUGCAAAGGCUGCAGUGAAGGAGCUUGAGAACGUGGUGGCGAGCUUAUCCCUUGCCAAGGUAGAGCUCGAGAAGAAGCUGGAAUCUUGUCAUACGAAGGAGGGCGCCAAUAAAGGGGAGAACGGCAAGCUCUUUGGUGCGAAUGGAUCAUCACGGAGACCCACCGAGUUUGAGAACAGUAAUGACUCGACCGUUGACGACCUCCUGGUGUUGGUUGCAAGUUUAGAGAUUCAGUGUUCUGUACUUCGAGAUAGUUUGAAGGAAGCUCAAGGAGAGGAUGCUGUUGCGGUGGCAAUAGAAUUGUCUAGACAGCGCGGAGCUAUCGUUUCGGUUUAA
Peronospora farinosa is the source of this 3999-nucleotide messenger RNA. Lineage: Eukaryota; Oomycota; Peronosporomycetes; Peronosporales; Peronosporaceae. The record is from the annotation of a GenBank genome assembly.